Messenger RNA from Strongylus vulgaris, 665 nucleotides. Lineage: Eukaryota; Metazoa; Nematoda; Chromadorea; Rhabditida; Strongylidae. The record is from the annotation of a GenBank genome assembly.
AUGCGAUUAAACCCUGGCUUUGUAAGGAGUGCAGUCGUAGAACAAAUCAAUCAUCUCCGGAUUUGUUCUCUGACUCUAAAUAAUGCUGUAUUCUUCGCCAAUUUUCCGAAAAAUUGCCCGCACUAUCAACUUGAUGGUUUCGACUCCAGUGAGGGAGCCUUAGAAGCUACCACAUCCAAGGAAGGCGCCAGUAAUUUAUCCACUCUUGAUCAAGUGGAGGGCAAGCCUGGUGCCAGCAGCCGCAGUAAUUUCAGCUCCAUCAGUGUAAAUCGUCAUUACUGUUUGGAUCUGAGUUACAUGCAGCAAUUCGCCUUUAGCGCUAAUCGCUGUUGUGAUUAUUUGUUGGAACAAUUCGGGGGCAUUCGUAUCCUUGUGCGAGGUGAAAUUCGUAAACCGCAGGAGGACGCCCCAAAGCGAAAGUAUUCGCUAAGAAGAUUUCCAUUAAACAAGAUUGAAAAGGUUCGGAAGCGAUUAGAUACCGCUUUAGUUUUAACCGUAAACUACGCCAUCCCGAGAUCCGAUGGGUAUUGUUGCCUUGCGGAGGAGCUUCCCGGAAACGAAAGUCUUUCGCCUGGGUUAGUAUGGUUGCAAAGCUUAAACUUAAACUGGAGACGUGGUAAUUUAAGUUUUUUAAAACGCGUUUUUCCAAAUAAAAUAGGAUGACA